Telopea speciosissima is the source of this 1805-nucleotide messenger RNA. Its product is annotated as katanin p60 ATPase-containing subunit A1. The record is from RefSeq and is a predicted model, not a curated record. Gene Ontology annotation, molecular function: microtubule binding; microtubule severing ATPase activity; ATP binding. Lineage: Eukaryota; Viridiplantae; Streptophyta; Magnoliopsida; Proteales; Proteaceae. Gene Ontology annotation, biological process: microtubule severing. The transcript is spliced from 7 exons. The coding region runs from base 112 to 1686 and encodes 524 amino acids. Gene Ontology annotation, cellular component: microtubule cytoskeleton.
ACCAGUGGAACACACAAAACUUUGAAGAGCUGCUUUUUUGCAUAGAAUUUCAUAAAUUCAAAAUCCUGGAUAUCGAUCCUCGCAGCUUUUCGAAAACCCUAGAGUUUGAGGAUGGUGGGGACUCUUGCAGGCUUGCAAGAGCAUGUCAAAUUGGCCAAGGACUACGCCCUUGAAGGCCUCUAUGACACUGCGAUCAUAUUCUUCGAUGGCGCCAUUGCUCAGAUUAACAAGCAUUUGAGCACACUUGACGAUCCUUUAAUCCGAGCGAAAUGGAUGAAUGUGAAGAAAAGUCUAUCCGAGGAAAUAGACGUUGUAAAACUGUUGGAUGCAGAGAGAAGGGCCUUCAAGGAGGUUCCGGGAACCAGACGCUCUUCCUCACCUCCUAUUAAUGCCAAGUCUUCGUUUGUUUUCCAACCGCUAGAUGAAUUCCCUACUUCUUCAGGUGCUCCAAUGGAUGAUCCUGAUAUUUGGAGACCUCCAACCCGAGACCCAGCAAGCAGGAGGCCUACGAGAGCUGGCCAAGUGGGUAUGCGGAAGUCACCUCAAGAUGCUACUUGGGCUCGUGGUGCUUCGACAAAAGCAGGUACAAGUAGCCGUGGAGCAAAGACUGGUUCUUCAGGUAGAACUGGCUCUGGAGUCAAAGCAUCCACUGCUUCUGGACCUGGGAGAAAAGGCAAUGCUUCUGGGAAAUCCAACACCAGCAAGACAGAGUCAGUGAAUGGAGAUGCUGAAGAUGGAAAAUCAAGAAGGGAAUAUGAAGGACCUGAUCCAGAUUUGGCCGCAAUGCUUGAAAGGGAUGUGUUGGAGACGAGCCCGGGAGUUAGAUGGGAUGAUGUGGCAGGACUGAAUGAAGCCAAAAGACUUUUGGAAGAAGCUGUUGUCCUUCCGCUGUGGAUGCCUGAGUAUUUCCAGGGAAUUAGGAGGCCAUGGAAAGGUGUUCUUAUGUUUGGCCCACCUGGUACCGGGAAGACCCUUUUGGCCAAGGCAGUUGCUACAGAAUGCGGAACAACAUUUUUCAAUGUUUCUUCUGCUACCUUAGCUUCGAAGUGGCGUGGUGAGAGUGAACGCAUGGUUCGGUGCUUGUUUGAUCUUGCAAGAGCUUAUGCUCCAAGUACAAUUUUCAUUGAUGAGAUUGAUUCUCUUUGCAAUUCUCGGGGGGCUUCAGGAGAGCAUGAAUCAUCCAGAAGGGUGAAGUCAGAACUUCUAGUACAAGUAGAUGGUGUUAGUAACAGCUCCACUGGUGAAGAUGGUAACCGCAAAAUAGUGAUGGUCUUAGCAGCUACCAACUUUCCGUGGGAUAUUGACGAGGCUCUUAGGAGGAGGCUGGAAAAGCGAAUAUAUAUUCCUCUUCCAAAUUUUGAGAGUCGUAAGGAGCUUAUAAAGAUUAACCUUAAAACUGUUGAGGUGGCUCCUGAUGUAAACAUUGAUGAAGUGGCCCGUCGAACAGAAGGAUACAGUGGAGAUGAUCUCACAAAUGUUUGCCGCGAUGCUUCUUUGAAUGGCAUGAGGCGUAAGAUAGCAGGUAAGACUCGUGAUGAGAUCAAGAACAUGGCAAAGGAUGAUAUCUCAAAGGACCCAAUUGCCAUGUGUGACUUUGAAGAAGCUAUAACCAAGGUCCAAAGAAGUGUUUCUCCUGCAGAUAUUGAACGCCAUGAGAAGUGGUUUUCAGAGUUUGGGUCAGCAUAGAGUUCCAGAAAUGAACACUUCGAUUGGUUGUUUCUCCAUUAGUCCUUCUAGCCUAUCUGGUGAUUGGUGAUUGGUGAUUGUUUGAAUCUCUUUUAACUGUAUUGGCUGAGUUGAUUCAU